This is a messenger RNA of Alosa sapidissima (American shad), 1241 nucleotides long. RefSeq lists its product as uncharacterized. The transcript is spliced from 4 exons. The coding region runs from base 404 to 1012 and encodes 202 amino acids. Lineage: Eukaryota; Metazoa; Chordata; Actinopteri; Clupeiformes; Clupeidae. The record is from RefSeq and is a predicted model, not a curated record.
CCUAAUCAUAACCUCCAAGGAGGUAUCUGGUGUGUACUGGCGCCUCUGUGGUGUUAUUACUAUGGUGUACAUUACAUUGACACAUGCAUGCUUGCACCAUUUUUUUUUGAGCACACAAUACAGCUACAUGUGUAGCCUACAUGUACAUGCAAACAUGUCAAUUUCGCCAGGGGAGAUACAAACAAUAUAAUAAAAGGAAGAAAGAAAGAAAACAUAACUCAAUUUACAUAAAUUGAAAAGUACAAAUAAUGUGUGUGUUCUAACAGCAUUCUUACUGCAACAGUGCAUGCUUACACUUUCGCCUUAGCUUUAUUGGUAGGCUACUGACCUAAACAAUUCUCUGUGAUGUGGGCUGCAAAGAGGAAACAGGCAGAGGUGGUGUGAGGGGUGUUCAGUUCCGUGCAUGGUGGUAGGUCUUCACGCUUCGACUGACAUUUUGAAACAAGCGUCGCUAACAUCUUCACGUGAAAUAAAAAUGUGGAGUAUUGAUCAAGCCCUGGGUCUCAUUAAUAUAGUGACGCUUGUCUGCCAACUUCCCUUAACUUUGCAGGCAUCAGCUGUUGAUGUGCAGUAUCCAAAGAAAGAACUAAAACUGAUUGAAGGUGACACCAUGAAACUGAAUUGUACGGUAGUGUAUCAGCCGGAGAAUUGCACAGAGCUGACAGUCAACUGGUACAGAAGAUCUGACAGUGGUGAAUGUCAAAUUCUAUCUGAGCCGGACAGACAACUCAUCUCUAUGAAUGAGACAGAACACCACAACGUGCGAAACAGAGAUGUGAUGUUUGAGAUGUGGAAUAUCUCUGCCAAAGAUGCUGGGCUAUUCCAGUGCCGGGCCUCCUGUGGCAGUUCAAACGCUAUGGGCCACCUUGUUACUCUCAUCAUCGAUCAGAGUUCAGCAGGUAGGACUCCAAAGGCAGCUAGCCGCUGUGGGACAAAUCGGGCUGACAUAGUCCUAUUGGUGGCUACAGCGGCAGCACUCUACCUGUGGCUGGAGUGUCAGAUUGUGUCUUGAAGCUGCCUGACAGAGGGCCACAACAGAAGACUCCCAUGAAACCAAACAGCACUGUAUUUCUUCAGUUAUGUUCAGGUGCAUCUUACAAAAAUAAUAAUGGAAAAGCUUUUUUUCCCUGUAAUUUUGCAUCAAAGUAAAACUUUCAUAUCAUCUGGGGCUUCGGACUUGUAACCGGAGGGUUGCCGGUUCGAACCCUGACACACUCCUAACCCCUCACUGCUCCCUGAGU